Messenger RNA from Larimichthys crocea (large yellow croaker), 2235 nucleotides. RefSeq names its product early growth response protein 1. Gene Ontology annotation, molecular function: DNA-binding transcription factor activity, RNA polymerase II-specific; RNA polymerase II cis-regulatory region sequence-specific DNA binding. The coding region runs from base 291 to 1847 and encodes 518 amino acids. The transcript is spliced from 2 exons. Gene Ontology annotation, biological process: regulation of transcription by RNA polymerase II. The record is from RefSeq and is a predicted model, not a curated record. Lineage: Eukaryota; Metazoa; Chordata; Actinopteri; Sciaenidae.
ACCUGACAGAGCUCAAGUUCAAGUUGUCAUCCACACAUGAAAACACCAACCGGAGACACAGCUGAUGUUGUUUACUUAAAUAUCCAUCAGGAUUAAACUUGGGGACCCGAGACCCUCCAGCAUUGGCUUCCCCCGAGCAUCACAGCCCCCAACAGCAGCAGCAGCAGCAGCCGCAUCAGAGUGCCUCUCCACGGGAUUCAGGUGCGGAGACUGACUCGGUCCCGCUGCAGGAAGACCGCGGUGCUCAGAAGCUCCAGGAGCGGCUGAGCUCCUCCACAACCCCCAAAGAAAUGGCAGCGACUAAAGCGGAGCUGCUCCUGUCCGCCCUGCAGAUCUCCGACCCUCUAUCCUGCUUCCCGCCGCCUCUCUCCCCGCUGGAAGGUUACUCGAAGCUGGAGGAGCUGCAGAUGCUGCUGCAGAACGCCGCGGCGGGAGGCUCGCUGCUGGCCGCGUCGGCAGCGGAGGGAGCCGGGCUGCUGAGCGGAGAUCCCGGGGAGUACGGAGACUCUUUGUCGGACCUCCCGGACCUGCAGAGUCUCCCCCCUCUCACUCCUCGCCUCACCCCUCUGGCCUACAGCGGUCGCUUCUCCUUCGAGCCGUCGAACUCAGUCUCCAGUGGCAGCAACCUGUGGGCGGAGCCUCUGCUCAGCUUGUUCACAGGUUUGGUCAGCAUGGCGGCUCCUUCCCCUUCAUCCUGCAGCCUCUCUUCCUCUUCAACGUCAGUCACAUCAUCGGUGACAUCAUCGUCAUCAGUGACCCAGCCAAGCUCCAUCCAGAUCAGCUGUGGCUGUGGCGAUGUUGCCUCGGUCUUCUCUACGACACCAACGUAUACCACUGCCGCCUCUGGCUCCGACCUCCUCCUCCCGCCCCCUGACUCCCAGCCAGCACCCCAAGACUUCCAACCACAAGGUCCCCCUCCAGCCUACCCCGCCUCCACCUCCAGGCUGGGCCUCCAGCCUCCCUCUUUGGUGGUGUCGAUGCUCCCGGACUACCUCCUGUCGCAGCAGCCGCAGGACGGCGAGCUCGGCAUGACCCAGGACCAGAAGCCUGUGAUGUCACAAAACCUGAACUCGCAGCCUCCACUCACACCACUGUCCACCAUUAAAGCCUUCUCCACCCAGAUCCAGACGCAGCCUCAAGGUUGCUCCACCUCCGGCACCGCCUGCUACCAGGCCCAGUUCACCAAAUCCAGCAGGGUCAACAGGAAGUCCCCCGCGGGACGUCAUUGCAAGACUCCGCCUCACGAGCGUCCGUACGCCUGCCCCGCUGAAGGCUGUGACCGUCGCUUCUCCCGCUCUGACGAGCUGACGCGCCACGUGCGUGUGCACACAGGCCAGAAGCCGUUCCAGUGUCGCAUCUGCAUGCGCAGCUUCAGCCGCAGCGACCACCUGACCACACACAUCCGCACGCAUACUGGCGAGAAGCCAUUCGCCUGCACCGAGUGUGGACGCAAGUUUGCCCGCAGUGACGAGCGCAAGAGGCACACUAAGAUCCACCAGAAGCAGCGAGACCGCAAGGCCGACAGGCACGCCACCUCCACCUCCUCAGCUCCCAUCCCUAUCAGCAAACCUCCUACCUACUCUUCCCCUCCCACCUCCUCCCCCUGCUCCUCUUACUCCUCCCCGGCUCAUGGCUCCUCCUCCCCUGCUGCCUCACUCUUCCCUGUCUCGUCCUCCUUCUCCACACUGAACAUGCAGGCUGCCUCCCCCUGCUUCACGUCCUCAUCGUCACUGUCACACAUCUACACCUCCUCGCCAUCACCCCACCUCUACUCCUCUUCCUGCUCCUCACCGAUGGGGAGUCCUCAGUCGGAGCUUCCCUCCCCCCACAGCUCCAACAUAUGCUGACAGACAGGAAGUUAACCUGUCCAACAUCAUGACCUUUGACCUCAGACUGAACUCGCACACAAACUCAAAGGUCACAGAACUGUUUCGUGGACACAUUUUGAGCCUUUUCAGCCACUGUAGUCGAUGCACAAACACAGCGACUGUUGAAAAACGCUGAAUUUAGGAGGCUUCAAACUCAAUGACUGUAAAGAGAGUGUAAAUACAAGUACUUUUUAAAAUGUGUACAGAAUGUUUACAUGUAGUAUUGUGUACAUACAUGUAAAUGUACAUAGAUUUUUACCUACUGAGUAGGUUCUGGGAUGUUUGUAUGUUUACAUGCAGGUCAGUGUUUGAUUUUAUACUGAACAUGUUUUCUCUGAGAGCUAUGAGAAUAAAAUGUCAAAAAAGU